CCUGGUACGUCCGUUUCUCAGCUCCUCCUCCGCGCGGGCACCGCCUCUCUUCCUGCGGCGGGUGAGAUCCAAGCGUUGGCGCGGGGAACACGGAGGUGAUGGCGGAGCCUCCGGCGUCUCUCUCCGGCCAGGACGUAGGAUCAUUUGCUUAUCUUACAAUUAAAGACCGAAUACCACAAAUCUUAACUAAGGCUAUUGAUACAUUACAUCGACAUAAAAGUGAAUUUUUUGAGAAACAUGGAGAGGUUUCUUCUAUAUUUCUGCAGAAAGGUAUGGAAGCUGAAAAGAAAGCUAUUUCUCUUCUUUCUAAAUUACGGAAUGAAUUGCAAACAGAUAAGCCAAUUAUCCCCUUGGUUGAGAAGUUUGCAGAUACUGACAUAUGGAAUCAGUACCUAGAACAUCAGCAGAGUCUCCUCAGUGAAAGCGAUGGGAAACCAAGGUGGUUCUACUCGCCGUGGUUGUUUGUGGAAUGCUACAUGUAUCGUAGAAUUCAUGAAGCAGUUAUCCAGAGUCCACCCAUCGAUGACUUUGAUGUAUUUAAAGAAUCAAAAGAACAAAACUUCUUUGAGUCACAGGAAUCUAUCAUUGCUCUAGGUACUCACCUACAAGAGUUGCUGAAAACUAUUGAAGAUCUAGAUGAAAAUAAUCUGAAAAAUGAGUUUUUUAAACUUCUUCAGAUUUCAUUGUGGGGAAAUAAGUGCGAUCUAUCUCUGUCAAGUGGGAAUACCAUUUCUCAGAAGACCAAUAUAAUAAAUUCCUUGGAACACUUCAGACCUUUCAUUUUAGUGAAUGACAUGGAACAUCUUUGGUCAUUGCUUAGCAAUCGCAAGAAAACAAGAGGAAAAGGCACUGUUAGUAGAGUGGAUAUCGUUCUGGAUAAUUCUGGUUUUGAACUUGUUACAGAUCUUAUAUUAGCUGACUUCUUGUUGUCUUCUAAGCUGGCUACUGAGGUUCAUUUUUAUGGAAAAACUAUUCCAUGGUUUGUUUCUGAUACCACUAUACAUGAUUUUAACUGGCUAAUUGAACAAGUAAAACAUUCUAAUCAUAAGCACUUGUCCAAGUGUGGGGUUGACUGGGAAAACUAUAUUAAAAUGGGCAGAUGGGUUUACCAUGAUCAUAUUUUUUGGACACUCCCUCAUGAAUUCUGUGCAAUGUCUCAGGUUGCUCCUGACUUAUAUGCUGAACUACAGAAAGCACAUUUAAUUUUAUUCAAGGGUGAUUUGAAUUAUAGGAAGUUGACAGGCGACAGAAAAUGGGAGUUUACCAUUCCAUUCCAUCAGGCUUUGAACGGCUUUCAUCCUGCCCCUCUCUGCAGCAUACGAACAUUAAAAGCUGAGAUUCAGGUUGGUCUGCAGCCUGGACAAGGUGAGCAGCUCACAGCUUCCGAUCCCAACUGGCUGACUACUGGGAAAUAUGGAGUCUUUCAGUUUGAUGGUCCGCUUUGACCUGGUUCAAGAGCUCUAAGUUGUGUAGAAAGAUCUGACGGGCAGUUUUCAUCUUCAAAACAGCAGUAUGAAUUUAGUCACUCGACUGCUCUGUAUUAGCUCUGGGAAGCUUGGCUUCUCGGUGCUAUUACACAUACUCAGGAUGCUUUUCCUUUGAACAUCUCGACUCCCUACUUUGGUUCAGGGAUAGAUGGAUUAAACUAGUUACAGAUAUUUACAUAUAUGUUGGAAUCUUAGUAACUUAUUUCAAGUUAAAUGCAUAAUUUCAAGUGAUUUUUAUGAACUUAUAACUAAGCAGAAAGCAAAAUAUAAGUUAACUUUUAAUAUUAUGCUGCAUGCUAUUUAAUCUAGGAAGCAUGGAAUUUUAUUAAACUUGAUUUUGGGCCUUGGAAAUAAGGGCUCUGAAAAUGUAUAUCUUAAAUAUGCUUUGUAAAGAGAGGCAUUUCUUACAACUGUGAUAUUUGAAAGCGCGAAAGUAAAACUUACCUCAAUAAGUUAAUUCUAAAUUUUGUUCUUAAAUUUUACUUCAUGGCUUGUUUUAUUUGCAUGCAUUUGCAUUUUGAUUGACCUGUGGAAUGGAUGGUGGGAAACAAAAUUAGAAUGAAAGAAAUUGUAUUUGAAGGAAGAUAUAAUAUCUUUAACAUUCUAUUUAUGAUAUCUAUAGUUAACUAAAAUAUUAGUAUAUUUUAACAAGUGUUUUAAAUGAACAGAUUUUUAGAUCGCUCUGCAGUUUUAAAAUGCUUUACGAAAGGUUCUUGUGCAUCGAAUUUGGAGUACUACCAAUGAAUUGAUUCAUUUUCUACAUUCUUACAUAUUUAUUGAUGAUUGCCAGAUAAUAUAAACUACAUUUCAGGUCAGUUUGUUUUGAAACUGAAAUUGGAAAUAAACCUGGAAAUGUUUUCUUGCACUAGAAAAAUAAAAUGAAUUGUAUUGAAAGUCACAUUGGUUUUAUUUUCCAAUGGGGGAAAGUUAAGGGAAGAUUUAAAAUGAGGUGUAUAUAAUGAAGAAACUCAUAAUGUGUAUUAUAGCUGUUGCCAAAACAGUUCUUAAAUUAUGUUACUUAAAGUUAUAAUGUAUGCCUUUGUUUAAUGUUUAAAAAACAUUUUAGUGUAAUGUUUAUAUAAAGCUGCACAUUUUAAAUUUA
This is a messenger RNA of Pteropus alecto (black flying fox), 2589 nucleotides long. It is a transcript of the gene DCPH1, whose product is annotated as acidic residue methyltransferase 1. The record is from RefSeq and is a predicted model, not a curated record. The transcript has 5 exons. The coding region runs from base 99 to 1445 and encodes 448 amino acids. NCBI's taxonomy places the organism in Eukaryota, Metazoa, Chordata, Mammalia, Chiroptera, Pteropodidae. Gene Ontology annotation, biological process: DNA damage response. Gene Ontology annotation, molecular function: phosphatase activity. Gene Ontology annotation, cellular component: nucleus; cytoplasm.